Caenorhabditis elegans is the source of this 1277-nucleotide messenger RNA. It is a transcript of the gene C50E3.6, whose product is annotated as Ig-like domain-containing protein. The record is from RefSeq and is marked reviewed. Lineage: Eukaryota; Metazoa; Nematoda; Chromadorea; Rhabditida; Rhabditidae. The coding region runs from base 117 to 1247 and encodes 376 amino acids. The transcript is spliced from 9 exons.
AAGACGGCGACGACUCAAAGUGAGGGAGGUCACUCUUGGUGAAAGGAGAAGAAGAAGCACAACAAGCUUAUUCGUUCGGUGAGCACAGCAACAGAUUCUCAGAUAUCCGAUGCUCCAUGCGGUUUCAUGAGAAUUGUAUCUUCCAACUGCUUCUGUACUAUUCUACGAUCCUCCUAGAAGUGGUAGAGUCAAAUGUAAUAUUCACUGUAGAAGAGAGCAAUGUAACCACACCUAUUCGUCAUUUACACCGACUUCGGCAUUCGAAAGGACCCUCUCCAUAUUUAACCGCCUCGUCAUCUGUCAUAAACCAGCGCGAGUCGAAUCGUCUGGAGUCGUUCUCACUGAAUUGCCCACAUGUUGUCGAUUCGAGUAAUAAAAACGUUCACAUUGAGGUCGUGUGGACUCUAAACGAAACUGUUUGGCUGAAGAUCGAGAAAGGCCAUCAACGAGUUGUGAAUGGAGAGUCGACGUUUAACAAGAGACGCGUGUCAGGGAAAACAGUGAUGCGUCUACUACUCAACAACGCUCGAUACCUUUUUGAUUAUGAUGAGCUAACUGGAGACUUUUCAAUGGAAAUCUCGCCAGUUCUUUGGUCUUCCGAUAGUGGAGCAUGGCAGUGUCACGUCACCGUUCGCCAGGAAAACGGGAAAUCUCACACUCUAACCAGCCGUCGUCGUAUCAAGGCAGGCGAGAUCGGAGUACGGAAAGAGACUCGUCAAGAAAUGAGAACGAAGACAAAGAAGGAGGACAUUGCGUUGCUUUCUCGGAUAGAGGAAAAGCCGGAGAAGAUGACGGAAAAGGAGGAAGAACCAAGAGUUGAGGAGAAAGAGAAUGUAGAAUUCGCUAAUGUAGGGAAAGAAUCAUCUCCGAUUCUUCUACAAAAACGAGGAGAUAGAUCGUCGGAUCACUUGCAUCACAACGUGGCAUCAUUUUCUCGAAACUCUGAUGACAACGUCUAUAUGACACGAAAAUCCGAAGAAAUUUCUACAAAUGUGAUUUUUGCUCGAACCGACGGAGCGCUUCGGCAUCAUCACAAGCCAAUCAGACAUCGAGAGUUGGAACGAUUAUUCGAUGCUCAGAUUGAUUAUGAACUCGAUAUGUCAACCGACGACAUGUACUACCAGAAUUUGAUGAACACACGAGCGCGUGCGCGGAGUGCACAUUAUUACUACAAUGAAGGAAACAGUAAACGAGCAUAUCUCACUUUUUGUUCGCUAUUUUUUGCCACUUUUUACUUGUUUUUGUGAAAAACAAUAAAUAAAUAUGGGUAACUUACC